Messenger RNA from Trichomonas vaginalis G3, 597 nucleotides. RefSeq names its product testis-expressed protein 264 family. NCBI's taxonomy places the organism in Eukaryota, Parabasalia, Trichomonadida, Trichomonadidae. Bases 1 to 597 code for a protein of 198 amino acids. The record is from RefSeq and is a predicted model, not a curated record. The transcript has a single exon.
AUGCUCAGCACAUUUACUGUUAUUCUUCUUACACUCCUUGUCGCAUUAAUAUUCCUUGCAUUUAAAUAUCAUGUUUUUACCCCAAUCAGUGUUAAAAUUGAACACAUAGCUCCUGUAAAGAUUGUUUACACAACAUUCAUUGGCCCAUACAAAGAAGCAUGGAAACCUUCAAUGCAAUUAUUUAACGAAAAGCUUCCAGAUGAUUUUAAGCCACAUUGCCCAGGAGCUACAAAAUAUAUUGGUAUUUAUUAUGAUGAUCCAAAGAUUACAAAACCAGAAGACUGCAGAAGUGUCAUUGGAUUUGUUGUUGAUGAUGACUUCAAGCUCAAAGACGAUGCAAAUGGUAAGAUGCAUGUUGAUACAAUUGAAAUUGGCGAAGCAGCAUGCGUUCACUUCCCAUUUUACUCAAUGCUUGAUGUUAUAGUUGGUGUUAUGAGAUGCUAUCCAUUAAUUGGAAAAUGGUUUAAUGAAAAUCAUAAAUCUAAUAUUCCAAAGGCCUUUCUUGAAUUCUAUGGCUUUUUACCAGAUACAAUUUCCAUUACUGGACCAAUUGGACCACGUGUCGGUCUUCUUGGUGAAUUUCCAAAGCACGAAUAA